UGAUGACGCAGCCCGUGGAGAGAGUGUGAGGAGGAGGAGGAGGAGGAGGAAGGCAGGGUAGAAGAGAGAGGAGAGGGUGUCCCGUCUGCGCGGAGCUCAGACAGACAGCAGGGAACAGCUGCAGCCCCGAGCCCACUCCGAAUAUCCGCCGUUUCAUCCACGGUUCAAUUAAAAACAAAAAGACAAAACAGCACCAGGCGCGUGGAGCAGCUCGAGCAACCGAACAUCAGCUGAGAGACAUCACCUGAGGAAGAUCACCUGAGAAACAUCAUGGUCGACCGCGAGCAGCUGGUGCAGAAAGCCAGGCUGGCCGAGCAGGCUGAGAGAUAUGACGACAUGGCAGCUGCAAUGAAGUCGGUGACGGAGCUGAACGAGGCCCUGUCCAACGAGGAGAGGAACCUCCUGUCCGUGGCCUACAAGAACGUGGUGGGCGCCCGCCGCUCCUCCUGGCGGGUGAUCUCCAGCAUCGAGCAGAAGACCUCCGCCGACGGCAACGAGAAGAAGAUCGAGAUGGUGAGGGCCUACCGGGAGAAGAUCGAGAAGGAGCUGGAGGCCGUGUGCCAGGACGUGCUCAACCUCCUGGACAACUUCCUGAUCAAGAACUGCAGCGACACGCAGCACGAGAGCAAGGUGUUCUACCUGAAGAUGAAGGGCGACUACUACCGCUACCUGGCCGAGGUGGCCACGGGGGAGAAGAGGGCCACGGUGGUGGAGUCGUCGGAGAAGGCCUACAACGAGGCGCACGAGAUCAGCAAGGAGCACAUGCAGCCCACCCACCCCAUCCGCCUGGGCCUGGCGCUCAACUACUCCGUGUUUUACUACGAGAUCCAGAACGCCCCCGAGCAGGCCUGCCACCUGGCCAAGACCGCCUUUGAUGACGCCAUCGCCGAGCUCGACACCCUCAACGAGGACUCCUACAAAGACUCCACUCUCAUCAUGCAGCUGCUGCGAGACAACUUGACACUGUGGACAAGUGACCAGCAGGACGACGAGGGCGGGGAGGGCAACAAUUAAAGUCAAAGAGAGAGAGAGGGUUUGAAAAAAAAUAAAACAAAAAAAUGCGCGUUUUAAAAAGAAAAAAGUAAUUACGAAGGGCCGGUGGACUUUGGCAGCCGCUUUUGCCGACGAUACUACCGCAGCAGCAGUUCUUUAUUUUUCCAUGUGUUAAAAGAAAAGAAUCGAAAGAGAGGUGGGAGUGGAGGUUAAAUCUUAGUUUAAAUAUAUAUAGAAAUAUAUAUAUACGGUUGAAAAAGGGGGGAGGGGCCUCUGUUUUCUUGAUUUUCUCUUUGACAUUUGCCAAAACCACUCAAUCAGCCUGAAGUGGUGGUUGUUGGAUUGAAAGGGCAGCCUCACACUGGCAUUGAAACUGAUCUUGUUCUGUCAAGAUAAAAGCUGCUUACUUAGGUUUUUUGCGUGAUAGAGCUGCAUUUGAGUCACUUGAGAGAAAGAGAGAGAGAGAGAGAAAACACUUGAACGGGAAUGCCUCACAAAAAUCAUUUGCGUCGGUUCCGAUAAUAAAAAGAAGAAAGCCGCGGCGAGUUAAAAAAAAGGUAAAAAUUUCCCAAAAUUUUAGAGGAUAAAUUAAACCAAAGUUAGAAUUCGGAGUAGAAUAACAAAAUUGAUUCCCGUAAAAUAUUGCAGGUAAACUGUUACGUCACUGGAACCAUUGAUUUGUUUGGAAGUAAAGAUUAUUAAAGGCAGAGACUUAAUAAAAAGGAAAAUUCAAAAAAAAAAUCAUUAAAAGCAGCUUCAGAGUUUGUGGUUUACUUAUGUGUUUGUUUUAUUAAAUGCACUUGCCUACUAUACUGUUUCUUCAGUGUAAGAUGACGACAAUAAUAUUGCUUAUUCAAUAUUGUGCAUGCUGGUGAUGUAUUUAUAUACAGUAGCUUGACUUUAUUAACUUAUACUGUGGGUGUUAAGUAUUCAUAUGAUUGAGAAAAAAAACAAAACAGGUUUCGUCUGAUGUUGAUUUCAAAUUUACUUACUUUUUUUGUUAUGUUUUUUUGAUUUGCUUAUACCAAAAUGGUGAUCGUAAAAAUUGACCUGUAAUGGGCGUUGCUUUAGUGACAUGCAAUAUGUGUAUUUAAUUUGUUAUUAAAAGACAAAAAAGAAAAAAAGAAUAACCCACCAGUCCUUACUUAAUCUUACCAGCUGGUGUUUUGUCACAUUGAAGUAUAUGUUUUGUUCUUUGAACAGUAUUUUUUUUGUUUUUAUUUUUUCCUGUCAUGCUAUCGCGUUUUAACAAUGGUGACGUGUCCAGGCUCAAUGUUUCUGUUAUGAAUUCACAUACAUGGACCAUAUUUGAUUUCAGACCGUAUAAAUGAUUAUUUUUGUUUUUAUACCUUUUAGCUGUUCCUGAGUGACAAAAUAUCUUGAAUGUGAGUCAUUAUGUAGCAGUUGCACAAGAACCGGAAUAAUAGCUAUGAUAAUAAAAAAGAAUAUGACUAAAUUAUACAUGCACCAUGUCCGUGGUGGUCCAGUGUAUUGUUGUAUUGUCACCCAUGAGUGUACUUCGCUUUUAGGAAACCACUUCAUUGAACGGUUAUUUUUUUAUUUUUUUCAUGUUUUGUGUGUGUGUUUUUGCCCGGAGUACAAGUGUGCUUCCUGUUUGUGAGCCUCAUUUGCAAGUUAAUCUUUAACGGGAAGAAAAAAAAACAGUAUUUUAGCUUCCUGAAAGCAUGUAAGAGAACUUCCCUUCACUUGCUGUUGUGUUUGCACACAAAUACGCACAGAUUCACAGGGAAAACAGAACAAACGGCACAAAAAGCUGCUGAACAGAUGAAUUAUCGCAAUGCUGCUAUUCGUCUAUAGAUUAUCAUAUGUAUGGCGGUUCUAUUUAUUUUUUUGUUUUAUUUCGGAUUUGAUGGCUCGGGAAGGGAAACCAAAAGCCUUAAGGUCGCUCACACAACCUUGCUCAUGUAUGCCAAUUAUGUCACCAUCAUGAGUCAGCCUCCAUGAGCUCACAGUAUGUCACAGCUGCUUUCGUUUAUUUUUAACUUCGCCAAGGUCUCCGAGGUUCACGAGACGAGCGGCAGGGAAAACUUGUGCUCAAACAGCCCGUAAAAACACUUAAUUUUCACUUUUUUCGUGUUAAUUGAGUUGAGAUUUUAUCUUUUUUUUGCUUGAAUGUUUUUUUUUCACAUCAGGAGGCUUGCACUCCCCGCCGCUCAUUAAAAACAAAAGUGUAAUGAAAUUUGUUCAACCUUUGUGUUUUCUGUUUAAGUUCUCAUUAUUUUGGGUAUUAUUGUUUCUGUGACGCAGCAACUUGCAAGUACAAGUCAUGAGGUUAAUAUAACAGACAGCUGAAUUUGAACAAAGAAGAGGAAAGGAGCUGAGUGGGGAGAUUAGCAGGAAACAAACUGUAUGCCCUGAGGAAUUUCUUUCGUUGCCAUCUGUUGUCCAUUAAAGUCAUUUGCCUUUUGGUAAUAUUCUA
Austrofundulus limnaeus is the source of this 3433-nucleotide messenger RNA. RefSeq names its product 3-monooxygenase/tryptophan 5-monooxygenase activation protein, gamma polypeptide 2 (gene ywhag2). The transcript is spliced from 2 exons. The record is from RefSeq and is a predicted model, not a curated record. The coding region runs from base 271 to 1014 and encodes 247 amino acids. NCBI's taxonomy places the organism in Eukaryota, Metazoa, Chordata, Actinopteri, Cyprinodontiformes, Rivulidae.